AUUUUCCCUCUGGGAUCGACUUGGGGCUGGGAUCUUGGAGAGUCUGGGCUCUAUGGCACCAUGAUAGAGCGUCGAGUCUGGAGUUGCCGAGCUUGAGGUGAUAUCGAGAGCGCAUCGCGACAUUAUGUCCCCCACUGAGCAGCCAAGGAAGUCGUUCGCCCCUGGGCUGGCGUAGAAAUCUUCGAGGCCGUGGACGAAAAGUCUAUGCUUUGGGUAUUUAUAAUGCAGGCCAUACAUCCUGUUUGUAUGUCCCAUGCACUCUAGUUCUCAUAGCCUGCAGUUCCAUCUCCGCGGCAUCGUCGUCUCAUUGCUCCAUCUCCGCGGACCCGACUAUGGCGACCAAAGACAGUCCCAACCCGGACACCAAGGAGGUCUUCGUCCAGGAACAGUCCUCAGCUACCAACUAUGACAGCGGCAACGACACGGCCUCCUCUGCUGGCGACCAUGUCUUCUCCGAUGCCAAGGUUGCCGACCACUGGCGCCAGGUCUACGAGAAGGCUCAGUACGAGAACCGCCAUCGCUUCGACCCUUCCUUUACAUGGAGCCCCGAAGAGGAGGCCCGCCUGGUGAAGAAGAUCGACUGGCGCAUCACGCUCUGGGCGUGGGUCAUGUUCCUCGCUCUCGAUUUCCACCGUCGAAACAUCAACCGCGCCAUUUCCGACAACAUGCUGCCCGAGCUUGGCAUGGACACCAACGACUUCAACUACGGCCAGACGAUCUUCCUCGUUACGUUUCUCUCCGCAGAGCUUCCCAGUGGCUUGAUUAGCAAGAAGCUUGGCGCCGAUAGAUGGAUUCCGUUCCUCAUCUGCUGUUGGUCUAUUGUUGCCGGCUCCCAGGCCGCGCUCCAGAGCAGGGCUGGGUUCUAUGCAGUCAAGGCCCUGCUGGGGCUUCUCAUGGGAGGAUUCAUUCCUGAUAUUGUCCUCUGGCUCACCUACUUCUACAAGUCGAACGAGCUGCCCGUCAGACUCGCCUUCUUCUGGACUGCUCUGAGCACCUGCAACAUUGUCGGAUCUCUGCUUGCGGCGGGUAUACUGCAGAUGCGAGGCAUUCUCGGCUGGGGUGGCUGGCGAUGGCUGUUCCUCCUUGAGGCCAUCGUCACCUUCAUUGUCGGUGUCUUUUCGUGGUUCCUCAUGCCCCCAGGUCCCUGCCAGACCAAGGGGCUGCUCCGCGGCAAAGAUGGAUGGUUCAACGAGCGCGAGGAGCUCAUCAUGGUCAACAGACUCCUUCGUGACGACCCCAGCAAGGGCGACAUGAACAACAGGGAAGCUGUGAACCUCCCGAAGCUGUGGAAGGCCGUCAAGGAUUGGGAGCAGUGGCCGCUGUACCUCAUCGGUCUUCUGGCUUAUAUCCCCCCGUCCCCGUUGAGCACGUAUCUCUCCUACAUCUUGAGGCAGAUUGGCUUUUCCGUCUUCCACGCCAAUUUGCUUGCCAUUCCCUCGCAGUUCCUCUACGCCGUCAACCUGCUCAUCAUCACCUGGUUGUCGGAGAAGUUCAAGGAACGCUCCAUUUUGGCGUCCAUGUCUAACAUCUGGAUCUUCCCCUGGCUUGUCGCACUCGUGGUUCUCCCUGCUUCCAUCUCGCCCUGGGUGCGCUACGCCCUCAUCACCGGCCUCCUCAGUUACCCGUACUGCCACGCCAUCCUGGUCGGCUGGAACGCCAAGAACAGCAAUAGUGUGCGAACCAGAGCCAUCAGCGCUGCACUCUACAACAUGUUUGUGCAGUCGGGUAACAUUGUCGCGUCCAAUAUUUACCGCCAGGAUGAUGCGCCACUGUAUCGCCGAGGCAACAAGAUCCUGCUCGCCAUCGCGUCCUUCAAUAUUGUGCUAUUCUACCUCGUCAAGGCGUUUUACAUCUGGCGAAACAAGUCGCGCGAUCGCAAGUGGAAUGCCAUGACCAAGCAGGAGCAGAUCGACUAUUCUGUGCAUACCACUGAUGAGGGUCAGCAACGGCUGGAUUUCCGGUUUGUUCACUGAGGGAAGCGGAUAGUAUAGAGGACAAGUUCAGAUAGCCUGUGGAAAUGCUCAGCAGAUAUGUUGAUCUCUCACUGCGUCAACGUUACACCUGUGGCUUGUCGUGCGCGCUGAGAGGCUAACAUCCACUGGCUAUAUCCUAGGACUGGUAAUUAAACAGCGGUUGGUAUAAUUAAAUAAUGGAGUUUAAGUCAGC
Molecule: messenger RNA, 2166 nt
Organism: Ilyonectria robusta
Lineage: Eukaryota; Fungi; Ascomycota; Sordariomycetes; Hypocreales; Nectriaceae
Product: major facilitator superfamily domain-containing protein
Exons: 6
Coding region: 333-1973 (546 amino acids)
Biological process (GO): transmembrane transport
Cellular component (GO): membrane
Molecular function (GO): transmembrane transporter activity
Source: RefSeq, a predicted model, not a curated record